Molecule: messenger RNA, 2291 nt
Organism: Tribolium madens (black flour beetle)
Lineage: Eukaryota; Metazoa; Arthropoda; Insecta; Coleoptera; Tenebrionidae
Exons: 8
Coding region: 119-1984 (621 amino acids)
Molecular function (GO): nucleic acid binding
Source: RefSeq, a predicted model, not a curated record
CUUUCAAUUUCAUUUCACAAAAUUCACAUGACAUUGCACGUUUGUUAUUACGUUUUAUCUGUUUUUUUUGUUUGCAAUUAACUAACUAAAAGUACAAAAACAAUGACCUUUGGCUAUUAUGAGUGGGCCCGAUGUGGAUGAGGUGCUAAAUUACUUAUCAAUAAAAUUCAACAAAAUCUUCUGUGAUCGUGAGUUCGUCUGUUGUGUAAUUGAAGACUUCCAGACAAUUUUGGAGAAUAAGGCCCGAAUUUGUGUCCUCGUCUUCCCAACGUUGGGGCCAAUCUAUCUAAAAGCUCUUCGCUACCAAGCGAGGAUAUUCGAUUUAGCUGUCUUCAAUAUAACUUCAGCCUCUGGCAAGUUCAGGUCGAUUGCAGUAUGUCAUAAGGACCAUUUAAAGAAGCAAAACAAAGAAGAAAUCAUGCCGGAAUCGUCCAAACGCAAACGUCCAGAACGACAACUCUACGUACCCCCAGCGCAGCGAGCGUCCCGUUUGAGCAAAAGUGACAAAAAAGUGACAGAACCCGGGCAUAAAUCGACAAGAAAUGAUCCAAGUGCAAUCAGUGACGAGUGUUUGUUAAAUCUGAGUGAUGUGCUGAAUUUGUUGUAUUUUUUUAACCCCAUUUUGUGCAAUUUUCGAAACUUGACUAAAUCGCGUUACCAACAUACGAACUGCCAAUUCAAAAAAUUACUAAAUUUUCAAAAAUUUGCCGCCUUCAGGUAUCACAAUUUUAUCAAAAUUUAUCAACUGUUUUUGAGUGACGUCUAUUGGGAUUUAAACCAACUCCAGUGCACAAAUCCACGCCGCGAUGGGUAUUUUCAAACUUACCCAAUUUAUGAUUUUGAUGAUUUUCAAGCCCAAGCUGAGAAACCUUCAGCUGUUUUAGUCAAUCAAGAAGCGAAUGAUUUUGCCCAAAUCGUAAACGGAUUGCCUGAAGUCGAAAAUAAUUUGUACAAAAUAGAGUGUGAUAAUGAUUGCGAUUCUGGAAAUUGCAUUGUUGAUUUAUCAGUGAUUAAAUUAGGACAUUUCUUCAUUAUUUCAAUGGAAAAUGGUGAUUAUUUUUACGAGUGCCAAGAACAGCACGAUCCAACUAUUUGCUGUGGGAAUGUUAGAAACCAGUUGGAAACUAGUAAAAAAUUAGAGAAAUUAAAUAUAAGUGCAAUAAAGAGCGAAAAUGAAACGAAUAAAAACGGAACACCAAAAAGCAACAAAGACGUUAUCAAAAAUCAGAUAAACAUGAAUAAGAAGAAAGUGUCGGAUAAUACUCAUGAACAGGAGAAGGAGAUUAUGCGAAUGACUAAGGAGUACAUUAAUCGGAAGACUCGGCCUAUUAUGAAAUACGUGGAUGACUCUAAUGACACAUUACGGAUUGAUAAGAACGAUAGUGUCAAUAAUUGGGAGGACCUGUUUGACGAUAACGGUCAAAUUCAGGAAGAACUACUGACUGAAAUUGUCGAUAAGGUCGGUGAUGAUAUAACAAUAGUGAAAGCCAGUGAAGACUACACGGCGUACACAAAUAAGCCACCGGAAGAGCUGGAACACGUAGUCGAACUUUACAACUUUCCUGCAACUCUCGAAACCCACGAUUUGGUCCAGGCUUUCAGCGAGAUUAACAGCGAUGCGAUGUACAUAAAAUGGGUGGAUGAUACUCACGCUUUGCUAGUUUUAGGUUCUCUCAGUCAAGCUCAAAAAGCGGUGAAUAUGCGAAAUCCUUUGAUUAAAGUUCGUCCAAUGACUGCAGCGAGCGCUAUAUCAAUGGAUGUUGCAAACAAGUCGGAUCUAAAACCGGCCAUGAAACGUCCACCAACUAACUUACAGACUGCUAGGAGAUUAAUUACGACUCAUUUAGGUACCAAAAGUAAAUUAACUAAAGAGCAAAUUGCGAAAGAAAAACAGGAUUUGAAAAAUGCCAGAGAAAUGAAAAGGUUGCUCAAACAAAACGAAAAAGACGCCUGGGAGGGCAAGUUGCGAUCGUCAGUCAACUAGGAUAAGUUAUGUGAUUUGUGCCUUAUCUGUGUACCUAGAGAGUCAAAUUUUAGUCAUUUUUUAUAGUUCUUUGGUUACCAAGUUAGUAGGUAAUAGAAGAGAUACAUGUCUUCAUUUAUUUAUUGUUUUGUACUCUUUUUUACUUCCUAUACAAAUAAGCGAAGUUUUAGGAAGUGACCUUAAUAUUUUAUUUUGUGAUAUUCAAGAUUUUAGAAAAAUAUUGUCUAUGUCUAUAGAUUUGUGAACAUCUCAGGAUCGUGAUUUGAUUAUGUGUUUUUUGAAACUGAAUAUAUUUUAUUUACUCUUA